Molecule: messenger RNA, 126 nt
Organism: Gryllus bimaculatus (two-spotted cricket)
Lineage: Eukaryota; Metazoa; Arthropoda; Insecta; Orthoptera; Gryllidae
Source: the annotation of a GenBank genome assembly
AUGGACAGCUUGACGGACAGACGGGUGGACGGACAACGGACGGACAGAUGGAAACGGAGGAUAGACGGACGAACGGACAGACAGGAGGACGGACGCACAGUCGGACAAACACAUGGGGAUAAAUGA